CGAUUCAGGUGGAGAUUUGCAAUUUUCCCUCGACUCGUAUUGUGUGGAUCGUAGAGAGGACUGACCGAGAUUUGCUCGAGUACUAUCAGUGGGAUUGUUGUUUGCUCAGACCAGUUUCAGCUGUCGAACCGGUUGCAUUCCCGGUAGCCAUUUGUCCGCACGGAAACGGAAAAGUGAACUACUGUUUAUGUGUAAGGAUAUGGAUAGAAGCGUAGCGCGUUAUAGUUGAGUGAAUCGGUGUGUGGAAUGAGUAAAAGAUUGCUCAAGUGCUCUGACAAACAAACACGUUGUGCUGUGCAUGUAGGAAGCUCACAACAUACGCACUGGAUAACAACACGAUUGAAGUGGAUGAGAGCAGUUUUGUGUGAAACCCCGGCAGCCUCUUGUCUUGUAAUCAAUUGAAUUAAUUUCCCUAAUUCAGUUUUGCCACCCGCAUUUGGCACCUUCCCGGCCGAAGAACAUCUUAAAGACGAGUUGAGUGAAGUGUUGUUGUAUGUUGCUGCUACGUAUGUAGGGCGUAUGAACAAAGUGAACGUAAAACGGAUGACUCCGGCAGAAGAAGGAAACUUUUAAUUUAAGUGAUUUUGAGUUUUAAUCUGUGGUGACGGAAAGCUGGAGGCGGUUCUGCUGGCGAACAAGGAUUGCUUCCAACGUUGCUCGAGGGGCACUUGAUCAACGCCACAAACGGGUCCCGGUAGUGCAACAUGGUUUAUUUCAGUCCACGUGGUAUGCAGCCGCCGUGUAGCCCACCAGGAUUGCCGAUUACAUCCAAAAGCCCAACGAUGGAGUCAGCGAACAGUAAUACCAGCAUCGAGCCGGAACCGGUUGAUCAGAAACCAGUCAAAAUCCAGCGAACCAGCGGCGGAACGUUGAAGUUUUCCAUAGCGAACAUUAUGGGAAGAGAUGAUAGGGACGAUGAGGAAGAGGAAAUUAGGAGGAAGGAGAAGCGUGAGGUUAUGCAUCCAGCUCCGUCAGCUAGUCCCCCGUCGGCCAGUUCCAGCCCCAGCUAUGAACAACCGUCGGGGAUGACGGUGAAUGAGUCGGCGUUCAAGAAAUACGUACCUAGUUCCAUGCAUCAAUUCGUGGUCAAUCGCCAUCAGGAUCUACUGAGUCAAUAUCCGUUGCUUUACUAUCCGGGUCAAUUAAUGUGUGCCGCCGCCGCUGCUCAGUAUGCAGCUCUUGCUCAGCAUCCGGUUUCAUUGCUAAAUGCUUCUUCGUUAUCGUCUGUCGGUACGGCCGGUAGUGGAAACAGUGCAUCGGCCUUACAUCCCUACGUUCCGACGGCAAAUGCAUUGCGGAGUUUGGAAGCUUCAUCCAUGUCUCCACCGCAGCAUUCCAUCGGCCAUCACAAGAAAUCGAAUCUUAAUUCUUCGACGUCUUCAUCAGCGUCGUCUAGCGAUUUGAAUAGUUCUACCAAUUCGACGAACUCUAGCAACCCCGCUUCGGCAGCUGCCAUCGCAAAGCAAAAGACAUUUGCCUGUCCUGAGUGUGGUAAAGUGUUCAACGCACACUAUAACCUCACGCGACAUAUGCCAGUCCACACCGGUGCUCGACCGUUUAUCUGUAAAAUUUGCGGUAAAGGAUUUCGCCAGGCCUCGACUCUAUGCCGGCACAAAAUCAUUCAUACGGCGGAAAAACCACACAAAUGCCAAACCUGUGGGAAAGCCUUUAACCGGUCUUCAACUCUGAACACACACACUCGAAUACACGCCGGCUAUAAGCCGUACAUUUGCGAGUUCUGCGGAAAAGGCUUCCACCAGAAGGGAAACUACAAGAACCACAAACUGACUCACAGUGGCGAUAAGGCAUACAAAUGCAGCAUUUGUAACAAGGCAUUUCACCAGGUCUACAAUCUUACCUUUCACAUGCAUACCCACAACGACAAGAAGCCCUUCACGUGUAAAAUCUGCGCCAAAGGAUUCUGCCGAAACUUCGACCUUAAGAAGCACAUGCGAAAGUUGCACGACGUCAGCGUUAGCGCCAGUCUCAAACGUCAGCAUCACCACCACCUGCACCAUCAGCAGCAACAACAGCAACAAUCAUCACAGCAACCGUCGGACCAAACUCCCCACAAUUCAGCAACUUGGCCAGGAGGACCCUCACAGCCCUCGUCUGCCACCUCUCUGGCAGCCCUAUCUGCCUCGCCACUUUCCACCCUAUCAAACCUCCACCAUUCGGCCGUAGCGGCAGCUGCACUGCGCUCCGGAGACUACAGCAGUCCUUUCCUGAUGCCCAACUCCCGUGGAGCUCGGCUGGAUGCUCCCUUCAUAGGGAAGGUUUUCUGACAGAAAUACUAUCAGCAUAAUUUCGGCGCCCAUCUCCACCCAUCAGCACAGCAUGCUGCUGGGCUGAUACCACAUCAACAACCGUCGGCGCUGCAGCAAUCGCAGCAACCACAGCUGACCAGCUUGACCAAGAGCAUUUUGAUCAACUAAUUAUCAUGAUGGGACCACCAGUGUUUCGAGAAGAAAUCGAUUCAUAAGAAAACAGUGCAAUAUGUCGCGGAGGGAGGAAUGCAAGAGGCUAUUAUCGGGAGAGGCUAGAAAUUAGGACGAUGUUAGAUCGAUGAACGGAUAGACAGGAAAACCAAUCUUUGAAAGUUGAGCCAGUGAUUUGAGUGAGUGAUCAACGUUUAAGUAGACUAAUGCUAAGGGUGUAAAUAGGUAUUUAAAAGUCAUUAGAGACAACAAACAUGCGAACAGUGAUUGUUUUAAACUUAUUCCAUCUUCUAGAUGUGUAUUUUAGUAGGGUAAUUGCGGAGGAUGUGUAUGUAGUAGUAGAAACACACACACAUACGCACGCACAUGCAGCAAACAAAUCAAUUGCAUCCCAAAGUGGAAAUAUUUGCUAGGUGUAAGCAUAGAGAAAAUCGAGAAAAGCGAAUUUAUUUGUAAAAACAUUUUAACACUAUAUUAGACAUAUGUGUAAUAGAAUGUUUCAAACUUAUAUGAAAUAAAUCACAAUGGAAAAAUUAAAA
This is a messenger RNA of Ochlerotatus camptorhynchus, 2977 nucleotides long. RefSeq names its product earmuff (gene erm). The record is from RefSeq and is a predicted model, not a curated record. Gene Ontology annotation, molecular function: RNA polymerase II cis-regulatory region sequence-specific DNA binding; DNA-binding transcription repressor activity, RNA polymerase II-specific. Gene Ontology annotation, biological process: regulation of transcription by RNA polymerase II. Gene Ontology annotation, cellular component: nucleoplasm. The transcript has 2 exons. NCBI's taxonomy places the organism in Eukaryota, Metazoa, Arthropoda, Insecta, Diptera, Culicidae. The coding region runs from base 705 to 2285 and encodes 526 amino acids.